Molecule: messenger RNA, 1221 nt
Organism: Varanus komodoensis (Komodo dragon)
Lineage: Eukaryota; Metazoa; Chordata; Lepidosauria; Squamata; Varanidae
Product: transforming growth factor beta-2 proprotein-like
Exons: 7
Coding region: 1-1221 (406 amino acids)
Biological process (GO): transforming growth factor beta receptor signaling pathway; BMP signaling pathway; SMAD protein signal transduction
Cellular component (GO): extracellular region
Molecular function (GO): growth factor activity; cytokine activity; type III transforming growth factor beta receptor binding
Source: RefSeq, a predicted model, not a curated record
AUGCUCUGCCUGAUGCUCUUGCUGGUGCCCCACGGCGUGGCCCUGGCACUCUCGACGUGCCAGAUCCUGGACCUGGAGGCGGCCCGGGCCCGCCGAGUGCAGGCCGUGCGGGGGCAAAUCCUCAGCAAGCUGCAGCUGCUGACCCCCCCCGAGGAAGCGGCAGGGGUGCCCCGGCAGCCGCCUCCCGAGGUGAUGCUGCUGUACAACAGCACGCAGGAGCUGGUGCAUGAGCGGGCGGCCUGCGGCGGACGGAGCGCCGGCAGCAGCGAGGAAGAGGAGUACUAUGCCAAGGAAGUGCGGCGCGUGGACAUGUUGCCCUACGGGCACUCGGACAACUCCAUUGCUAGCAUCCAAAGCAGCCCUUUCUUCCGUCUUCUGCGUUUUGAUGUCUCCGGCGCUGAGGCCAACCUCAGCAGCCUCAUCCAGGCCGAACUGCGAGUCUACCGUGUCCCGAACCCCCGGGCACGAGCUUCGGAGCAGCGCAUUGAACUCUAUCAGGUGGUUCGGGCAAGGGAACCCUCUGCACCGACCCAGCGUUACGUGGAGAGCCAGACACUGCGCCCAAUGGACCGGGCUGAAUGGGUGUCCUUUGACGUCACGGAGACCAUCAGCCAGUGGCUGGAUAAAAGAGAGAGAAACCUGGGCCUCAAACUGGGAGUUCAUUGUCCCUGCUGCACUUACGUCCCUGCUGGAAACACGAUCAACCCCAACCACAGCGAGGAGCUGGAGGCGCGGUUUGCAGGCCUCGACGAUGACCUCCUCCGAGAGGCGUGGAGAGGCCGUGCGCGGCCACCGGACCUCCGUGGAAAAGCCCCCCACUUGAUCCUCACCCUGCUGCCCCCGCACCGCCUGGAGCCCUCCCCAAAGGGGCGCCGCCGCAGGGCAGCCAACGCUCCCAGCUGUGCCAGGAGUAAUGAUCAGGGCUGCUGCCUCCGCACCCUGUACAUCGACUUCCGCAAGGAUCUGAAAUGGAAGUGGAUCCACCAGCCCAAAGGUUACAAGGCCAACUUCUGUGCCGGAAGCUGCCGGUACGUGUGGAGCACGGACACCCAGUACAAUAUGGUGCUCCCCCUGUACAACAAGCUGAACCCCGAGGCCUCGGCCGCCCCUUGCUGCGUCCCCCACGAACUGGACCCCCUGACCAUCCUCUACUACGUCGGCCGCUCGCCCAAAGUACAGCAGCUCAGCAACAUGGUUGUGAAAUCCUGCCGUUGCCGCUGA